CGGAGGCUUAGUUUCACUGCUUGAACUUGGGACUCGCCGCUGCCCUCAGCUCCGCGUCGGCGGCGAGCGCAGAGAGGGUGCAGGAGCGGAUCUUGGGCGUGCGAGGGGACCGUGCCGGCGCGCUGGACAUGAACCUGGAGGGCGGCAGCCGAGGCGGCGAGUUCGGCAUGAGCUCCGUGAGCUGCGGCAACGGGAAGCUCCGCCAGUGGCUGAUCGACCAGAUCGACAGCGGCAAGUACCCCGGGCUGGUGUGGGAGAACGAGGAGAAGAGCAUCUUCCGCAUCCCCUGGAAGCACGCGGGCAAGCAAGACUACAACCGCGAGGAGGACGCCGCCCUCUUCAAGGCUUGGGCGCUAUUUAAAGGAAAGUUUCGGGAAGGCAUCGACAAGCCGGACCCUCCUACCUGGAAGACACGUUUACGAUGUGCUCUGAACAAGAGCAAUGACUUCGAGGAGCUGGUGGAGCGGAGCCAGCUGGACAUCUCCGACCCCUACAAAGUGUACAGGAUCGUCCCUGAGGGAGCCAAGAAAGGAGCGAAGCAGCUGACCCUGGAGGACCCACAGAUGCCCAUGAGCCACCCCUACAGCAUGCCGGCUCCUUACUCCUCACUCCCAGCUCAGCAGGCUCACACGUACAUGAUUCCGCCCCACGACCGAGGCUGGAGAGAGUUCGUCCCUGAUCAGCCCCACCCGGAGACCCCGUAUCAGUGUCCUGUGACCUUCGGGCCUCGCAGCCACCACUGGCAAGGCCCAGCCUGUGAAAACGGUUGCCAGGUGACAGGAACCUUUUAUGCUUGUGCCCCGCCCGAGUCCCAGGCCCCCGGGAUCCCCAUAGAGCCAAGCAUAAGGUCUGCCGAAGCCUUGGCCCUCUCAGACUGCCGGCUCCACAUCUGCCUGUAUUACCGGGAAGUCCUGGUGAAAGAGCUGACCACAUCCAGUCCCGAAGGCUGCCGGCUCUCCCACGCCCACACCUACGACGCCAGCAGCCUGGACCAGGUCCUCUUUCCCUACCCGGAGGACAACGGCCAGAGGAAGAACAUCGAGAAGCUGCUGAGCCACCUGGAAAGGGGCGUGGUCCUCUGGAUGGCCCCCGACGGGCUUUACGCCAAGAGGCUGUGCCAGAGCAGGGUCUACUGGGAUGGGCCCCUGGCGCUGUGCAGCGACCGGCCCAACAAGCUGGAGAGAGACCAGGCCUGCAAGCUCUUUGACACGCAGCAGUUCUUAUCAGAGCUCCAAGCCUUUGCUCACCACGGCCGGCCUCUGCCAAGGUUCCAGGUGACGCUGUGCUUCGGGGAAGAGUUUCCAGAUCCCCAGAGGCAACGGAAGCUCAUUACUGCUCACGUCGAACCUCUGCUAGCCAGACAGCUGUAUUAUUUUGCUCAGCAAAACAGUGGACAUUUCCUGAGAGGCUACGACAUACCCGAGCACGUCAGCAGCCCCGAGGAUUUCCACAGGCCCAUCCGCCACUCCUCCAUCCAAGAGUGAGAACGCCAAGACCAGAGACGUUGCUUCAUUGUAAAUACUCGACUUGGAAAACAGCUGACUGAACCCCUACUUCUUCUUUUGAGGAAUGUGGAAAUUGGGGCUUCAGUCCCACACCUGAGGAAAACAUUUGUAGAAAAUCAGCUCCAUUUAAUUGACAGAUGAGCUUUUUCCAAAAGGAAGAAUGGUAUUCAGGGUCUUCUGUAGACCCUGACGAUAAUGUGAAAACUCACUAAAAUGUGUUUACAUUUACCGAAAUGCCGUGUCCAGUUUGAUGUGGACUCUUUCUUGCGUGAAGACUGAGAAACCUGUGUUUCAGUGCUGACCACUAAGGACGGCAUGAAGGCGCCCAAGUGCCGUUCUGUUUCUCAGGGAAGUAAAACCUAAGUUUGAGUCUGCUCUGCCCACAGGAGAAAUGUACCAACACCUGUGGACGGCUGCUCUGUAGGAAACGCUUGCUGAUAGAAGGACAUAGACUCAGCCCUGGGGGUCCCUCCCCAGGGUGGCCCCCGCCCACCUCCCAUCCACGCUCCUUAUGGCCCCAGAAGCCAAUAGGCAAGACUCUGCUGUGUUUUCUUGAGCCAAAAGCAUUUCUUGAGCCAAAAGCAUUUCUUGAGCCAAAGAAUAGAGCAUUUUGUCUACUAAUGACUGGUUAAGAUAGUUGUUUGUCUUUUUGUCUCUCAUUCUGUAGAAAUUAUUGCUAAAACUUUUUUUCUUAAAGACAACAAAAAAAGAUCCACAAUCCAAGUACUAAAGAUGUAUUUUUGAAACUUGGUCGACAUUUCCCCUCUUGUCCUGCUUGUUUGUUAGGCGACCAGUUACCAUGGCAACACUAAGAGGAGGCGCCCCUACUUGUCCCGGCGGUGAGUCCUGUAGGGAAGGGAGGAGAGGGCUUCGCAGAUUGAGUAACUGCGGGCUCAGUGAGCUGUUUUGCUUAUGUGGUGAGUUAUAUGCCUCCUCAUGCCAGCGACGGCUUGACAGGGCCUUAAAAAUGCUGGGCUUUUUCCAAAUACAGCUUUUCGUAGAAUUA
Molecule: messenger RNA, 2511 nt
Organism: Balaenoptera acutorostrata (minke whale)
Lineage: Eukaryota; Metazoa; Chordata; Mammalia; Artiodactyla; Balaenopteridae
Gene: IRF4
Product: interferon regulatory factor 4
Exons: 9
Coding region: 129-1484 (451 amino acids)
Biological process (GO): regulation of transcription by RNA polymerase II; immune system process
Cellular component (GO): nucleus
Molecular function (GO): RNA polymerase II cis-regulatory region sequence-specific DNA binding; protein binding; DNA-binding transcription factor activity, RNA polymerase II-specific
Source: RefSeq, a predicted model, not a curated record